This is a messenger RNA of Pungitius pungitius (ninespine stickleback), 2651 nucleotides long. It is a transcript of the gene mon1a, whose product is annotated as MON1 secretory trafficking family member A. The transcript is spliced from 6 exons. The record is from RefSeq and is a predicted model, not a curated record. NCBI's taxonomy places the organism in Eukaryota, Metazoa, Chordata, Actinopteri, Perciformes, Gasterosteidae. Bases 178 to 1752 code for a protein of 524 amino acids. Gene Ontology annotation, cellular component: Mon1-Ccz1 complex. Gene Ontology annotation, biological process: protein targeting to vacuole; vesicle-mediated transport.
ACCCGGCUAGGACUCUGCUAAAGUUAGCCUUCAAAGUAGCCCGAGAAGUUCUUCAUCAGCGAAACGUCUCCAUGCAACUGAAGGGUGUGAACAACAAGAAUAUACGCUAUAGUCCACACGAAGGAGAAUCCUUUUUUUGCAUGACACCAGUGUGUGUCGCUGCUUUAAGUAGCAGUGAUGGAGGGACCUGCUGCGUCGUGUGAGAAGGCGACUCUGGCCCCCGGGGGCCGCCUCCGCACGGACAGGGCGGACAGCCCCACUCCGGGUCUGGUGGAGGGAACGGAACCAGGUGCCGGUCAGAAGAGUGCCAUGUUCGUCCACGCGCAAUCCUUCGAGGAUCUGACUGCUGAGGACGAGGAUCGGAGGGAGGCCGAACUGGAUCAGUCGAGCGAGUGCGCAGAGGACCUCAAGGUGCUGGAGGGAGAGAAGAGCGCGGAGGAGGAGGAGGAGCAGCAGCAGCAGCAGCAGCACAACAACAACGACGACAUCACAUCGGAGAGUAGGACCAAGGAGGAAGACGUGUCCGGCGAGGCGUGGAGGAGCCACAGAAAGCACGUGUUUGUGCUUAGCGAGGCCGGAAAGCCAAUCUACAGCCGCUACGGCACGGAGGAGGCCCUGUCCAGCACCACGGGGGUCAUGAUGGCCCUGGUGUCUUUUGUUGAGGCAGAGAAGAACGUCAUUCGUUCCAUCCAAGCAGAUGGCUGUAAAGUGGUUUUCCUCAGCAAGACCCCCCUGGUCCUGGUGUGUGUGUCUCGGACCUCUCAGACCGACAAGGAGCUGCUGCGGGAGCUGCAGUACAUCUACUACCAGAUUGUCAGCCUGCUGACCCUCACCCAGCUCAACCACAUCUUUCAGCACAAGCAAAACUUUGACCUGCGCCGCCUGCUGUCCGGCUCCGAGUACCUCACCGACAACCUGCUGCAUCGGCUGGACCGAGACCCCGGCCUGCUGCUCAGCGCCGUCACCUGCCUGCCUCUGGCCAGCUCCGUCAGGGACGUGGUGUCGUCGGGCCUGCAGGCCGCCAAAUCCGAGAGCCUGGUGUUCUCCAUCUUGCUGGCGGGCGACCGCCUGGUUACUCUGGUGAGGAAAAAGGACCAGUUCCUGCACCACAUAGACUUGCACCUGGUCUUCAACCUGGUGGGCUCCUCCUCGUCUUUCCGAGAGGGCGAAGGCUGGACGCCGAUCUGUCUGCCGAAGUUCAACACCGCUGGGUUUUUCCACGCUCACAUCUCCUACCUGGAGCCUGCGUCGCAGCUCUGCCUCAUCCUGGUCUCGACCGACCGGGAGGACUUUUUUAACAUGUCCAAUUGCAAGCAGCGGUUCCUGGAGAGGCUGAGCAAGCGCACCGCCUACCCGGCCCUGAAAGAAGCCCUUAAAUGUCCCGGCUAUUCUGUGGCACAGGUCGCCAUCCCGGAGCUCAGGCACUUCCUGUACAAGUCAAAGAGCUCAGGGCUGUACACCAGUCCAGAGUUCCCCGACGUGUACCAGUCUGAUGGAGAGCAGGAGCGGCUGAUGGGAUUGUACCAGCGCCUCCACGGCAGCCUGCAUCACCCAACCAGACCCCUCCGCUCCUUCUACCGCUGUGGAGAAACGGAAAACCUGCUGGCAUGGGUGACGAGCGGCUUCGAGCUCUACCUGUGUUUCAGCCCGCUGGGGACCAAGGCCAUGGCCGUCUCUGCUGUCAACAAACUGCUAAAGUGGAUCCGGAAGGAGGAGGAUCGCCUCUUCAUCCUGAGUCCGCUCACCUACUGAGACCUGGCUGCUCAAGCAAAGAGACUCCCGUCUGAUGCUGAUGGUGCAGCGGUUUGGUAUUUGGGUCAUGAUUGUCCAGGCUUUUUUUUUUUCUUUUUGCUUUCGGAUUCCUCUGAUUUGUGAUUGAGUAGAUUAAGCACUGACGUUAAAAUAAAAGAGUAUUUUAUCUGGCUCGCUUUUUUAACUUAAUAUUUGAAUGACAGCAGCAGCAUCAGCAUCAUCCAUGGAGACCCAACAACAUGACCCGUGGUGCUCCUAUGAUUUUGGAGAUGUUUUUACUGUAACAGACCAAUUAUGCCUCUAAGACUAUGAAAGACCAUGUUGUUGUUUUGUAAACCUGUUCUCUUCAGUUCUUAAAAAUCAGGAAUGAAAUUUGGAUUUAAAAAAACUGGAAUUUGCAAUAGAAUGUAUUCCCAUGUUAUGACACAUGCUGUCAAAAUAUGAGUUCACCACAUUCCUGUUCUGCUUUAUCAUUACUUGAUGACCGAUAACUGUAAUUGUCAUUUUACCUCUAUGCACUUUCUUUAUGCAAAUGCCUCUCCUAAGACAAAUGUGUUCAUGUGUCUGUAACCUGCUGUCAUUGUGUGUUAAUAUUUCACUUGCUCCACCUUGCAGGGUCUAUUUGAAUGUCCUUUUAAUGUAUCAUAUGUGUAAUAAUUAAGAAACGUGUGUCAAAGGGCCGCUGUAUUUCAAGGUACCCUGCUUUGCUUAAGGAACACAUCCCUACAUCUGCCUCCACUGAUCACGCCUUAUCUAAUUAUCAUUGUUCAGAAAUGGGACCGUGUAGAUUUAUUGGUGCAUUACAACUUAAUGCUUUGCAAAAAAUAAAAUACUCUGAAAGUUUUAGCAGCAAAUUACUUGUUGGGUGUAAUGACCCCUUCCAAAGUUGUUUCUUUAUA